Messenger RNA from Candidula unifasciata, 1015 nucleotides. NCBI's taxonomy places the organism in Eukaryota, Metazoa, Mollusca, Gastropoda, Stylommatophora, Geomitridae. The record is from the annotation of a GenBank genome assembly.
AUAUACAGUCCUUCGCUGCUGCAAUGUAUCCAGGUUGAGAAUACAAAAGCUGAUCAUCCUAUUGACGUUUGCAUGUUUCACCUUGGUCCUCUACGGAAGGCACUUCUACCUCUUCAAAACAUCACAGUUUCCUACGAACUUUACAUCACAAUAUCCGUUUUUUACGCGUGAGGUUAUCAAUCCAUAUACAUUUGAGUAUGUCAUUCAACCAAGAGUGAAUUGUUCUGGUCAGAAAGUUGAACUGGUGAUCUGUGUGAUCAAUACCGGCGAUAACCACUCUGGUAGAUCAGUCAUAAGAAAGACUUGGGGCAGCUAUGCCAAGGAUCCCAACAAUAAAGCUGUCUUGUUGUUUUUUAUUGGAUGGGAGAAUGGAGAACUGGAUACAGCAAGUAGAUUGGUCAGACAAUCUAAACUGCAGGAAGAGGCUUCAACCUUUGGUGAUAUAGUUCAAGAAAACUACUUGGACAGUUACAGAAACCUGACUUUGAAGUCUGUGUCCAUUCUAAGAUGGGUGAACUUAUUUUGCCCCAAUACUAAAUAUAUUCUGAAGGUAGAUGACGAUGUUUAUAUGAAUAUUCCUUUUUUGAUGUCAUCAUUGGAGGAAUUCAUAGUCGAAUCAUCUCCUCCAAGUGCAUUUAUUAUUGGUUAUAAGUAUACGAUUUCGUUCCCAAAAAGAAAUCCCACGUCGAAAUGGUACACACCCUUCUCUGUCUAUAGAGAACUGUUAUUUCCAAGCUACGUUACUGGCCUAGCGUACGUGAUGACAAGUGAAGCUGGCACGCUUAUUUACGAAGCAUCUCUGAGAGUGACGAUAUUUUGGCUUGAAGAUAUCUAUAUUACUGGAAUGUGUGCUAGAGAGGCCCAUGUCCCAGUCUAUCAUAGUAAAUAUUUUACUCUGGACACGCUUGUGGCAUCUGGCUGUUCAUUUAGAACCAUGGUAUGCAGCCACAGAUACUCUGAAGAGGAAAUGGUAAAGAUUCACAGGGAAAUAAAUGAUAAAAAUCUCCAGUGUUGA